Molecule: messenger RNA, 2713 nt
Organism: Scophthalmus maximus (turbot)
Lineage: Eukaryota; Metazoa; Chordata; Actinopteri; Pleuronectiformes; Scophthalmidae
Gene: lyn
Product: LYN proto-oncogene, Src family tyrosine kinase
Exons: 13
Coding region: 192-1724 (510 amino acids)
Biological process (GO): innate immune response; cell differentiation; protein phosphorylation
Cellular component (GO): extrinsic component of cytoplasmic side of plasma membrane
Molecular function (GO): ATP binding; non-membrane spanning protein tyrosine kinase activity; signaling receptor binding
Source: RefSeq, a predicted model, not a curated record
GUUCCUCAUUCUGAUGGCUGUGUGUAACAGUCCAUGUAAAGCAGCUGACCCAUUUGUCAAGCAAAAAUAGUUCCAGUCUAUACGUCAGUCUAACGAAAAACACAGAGAGGAAAUCUGAGGACUCCAAGACUUCUCAACAUUGCAGUAACAAUUUCCCUGACCAGGGAGGGGGACACGGUGAGAGAGGCAGGAUGGGCUGCAUGAAGUCCUCUUUGAGCGAAGGUCUGAAUGGAGUUGUGGAGAGGAAGACCAGCCAGCAGCCUGUACGUACCGACCCAACGCACUAUGUCAGAGACCCCACCUCCAAUGCAAAAAACAAACUAAGUAACCUGUUACCUGGUCAGGUGUUUCAAAGUAUUGAAGAGCAAAGUGGGACUGGCAAAAUAGUGGUCAGCCUUUUUUCUUACGAAGCCAUGCACCCAGAUGACUUGGGGUUCAAGAAAGGAGAGAAGAUGAAAGUCUUAGAGGAAUGUGGCGAGUGGUGGAAAGCAAAGUCACUGGCAAGCAGUAAGGAAGGAUUCAUCCCGUCCAAUUACGUCGCUCAAGUUGACACCAUGGAAACAGAAGCGUGGUUUUUCAAGGACAUUGCAAGAAAGGAUGCAGAGAGGCAGCUGCUGGCUCCAGCAAACAAACCAGGCUCUUAUCUUAUCAGGGAAAGUGAAACAUCUAAGGGGAGUUACUCAUUGUCCAUCAGAGACGUGGACGCCCAGAGAACAGACUCAGUCAAACACUAUAAGAUAAGGAUGCUGGAUAAUGGAGGCUACUACAUCUCUCCUAAAAUCACAUUCACUGACAUUGGCAGCAUGGUCAAACACUACCACAACAAUGCGGAUGGCCUGUGUCGUAAACUGGACCGCCCAUGUGUCAAACCCAAAGCUCAGAAACCGUGGGACAAAGAUGCCUGGGAGGUUUCCAAAGAGUCCAUUAAGAUGGUGAAGAAACUUGGAGCUGGGCAGUUUGGAGAAGUCUGGAUGGCUUACUACAACAACACGACCAGAGUAGCGGUGAAGACUCUGAAGACAGGCAUGAUGACCUCCGAGGCCUUCAUGGAGGAAGCCAACGUCAUGAAGACGCUGCAGCACGACAGGCUGGUGCGGCUCUACGCGGUCGUCACCAGGACAGCGCCCAUCUAUAUCAUCACCGAAUAUAUGGCAAACGGCAGCCUACUAGACUUCUUAAAGAGCGAUGACGGGUGCCAACUGCAACUGCCCAAGCUCAUCGAUUUCUCGGCGCAGAUAGCAGAGGGCAUGGCAUACAUAGAGAAGAAGAAUUACAUCCACAGAGACCUGAGAGCAGCCAAUGUCCUGGUGUCAGAGAGUCUGCUCUGUAAAAUAGCUGAUUUUGGACUAGCAAGAGUCAUAGAGGACGACGAGUACACUGCCAGAGAGGGAGCUAAAUUCCCCAUUAAGUGGACCGCUCCAGAAGCCUUUAACUACGGCUCUUUCACCAUCAAGUCAGACAUGUGGUCCCUCGGGGUUUUGCUCUACGAGAUCAUUACCUUCGGGAAAACCCCUUACCCAGGUAUGACUAAAGGAGAGGUGAUAUCCUCGGUGCAACGUGGCUACCGGAUGCCCCGGCCUGACAACUGUCCCACUGAGCUCUAUGACAUCAUGAUGGGCUGCUGGAGAAACAAACCCGAAGACAGGCCCACCUUCGAUUACAUGCAGAGUGUCCUGGGUGAUUUCUACACCGCCACGGAGGGACAGUACCAGCAACAACCAUAGAAGAGACUCUUCCGGAAACACUUUGACAAAUAACUCCACAUUAUGUUUUGGCGCUACUUCAGAUGUGUUAUAUUUAUGUAUAUUUUUUGUAUAUAUGACACUUUCUUUUAACAUUUAUCCUGUUAAUCCUUUUGGUAUUUGCUCUUGAGAACAUACAGUGUGCAGGUUCUAGUAUAUACUGCAUCGUAGCAACUUAAAGUGCCAAAUACUAUAUUGGCAAAGCAACUUAAUAACAUCCCGGGGCAUAAUCUGAAGAACAGAGGAACUCAUUUUGAACAAAAUUGAUAAAAACAGAUUCAUAAUUUCCUAUAAAAAAGAAAGACGGAGAGUUGAUUGUGUUAGCUGCUUUUGCACCAAAGCACUGUGCCAAGGCAGUUAGUUGUUUGCUGUUUCAUUAACCAGUGACGGGUUGGUCACCUGUAAGUCCACUUCAUAUUGAAGUGCUGUGGCUCCUGCUUCUUUUGUUUGUUUCAGUGAGUGAAUGUGAAAUUAGUUUUCGAUAUCAUUCCAUCAUUUCAAAUAUGGUCCAUCAUAAUCAUCAGCACUGUUCUAGUUGGAGUCACACUGGUUUUCACACUGGAUGACUCUGUGUUCUAAAAUUAAUCUUCAGGUUUAAUGUAACACAUGAGAAAAUGGGCACGUUAGAGCACCAGUGGAAUCGUUGAGCCGUGUAUUGAUUUGUCACUGAAAGAUAAUAUGAGCUGUGUAUUUGGAGAUAUGUGAAUGAGAAUGUGUAAAUUUUGCAUGGACAAAGAAAUGUGUGGUCAUUUACUCAGUGUCCAAUAUCUAAGAGAUUUAGCCAUCACUCUUGCUUUGAAAGACCAUGAAUAACUCAAUCCCAUUUGAUUUUAACUUUUAUUUAAUUUGGCUAAUUGCAUUUUUCGUUAAUGCCAGGGAUUCAAAACAACCUGAAUGAGUGGAAAAUUUUGCUUUGUCUCCAUGAUAUAGGAACAAGUACAUAAUAAGAAAAUACAAUUACAUGUUAGUCA